This is a messenger RNA of Wickerhamiella sorbophila, 471 nucleotides long. RefSeq lists its product as hypothetical. The record is from RefSeq and is a predicted model, not a curated record. The coding region runs from base 1 to 471 and encodes 156 amino acids. NCBI's taxonomy places the organism in Eukaryota, Fungi, Ascomycota, Dipodascomycetes, Dipodascales, Trichomonascaceae. The transcript has a single exon.
AUGGGAAACACCGCCUCGAAAGCUGCUCGCAAAUUGCCGCGCCAGGUGCCGGCACAGACUCAAAUGGCGCUGAAGGUUGAGCCGACGAGAGUAAACGAGCCCACUGCUCGCGAGCAAAAGGAAAGCGUCCGCCCAGACGGCCAUGAUCCCGACGAUUUACUCUCCCGGCUCAGCCGAAUCGGGCCCGUGAAACUCGAAGAGGACCAAGCCAAGUACCAGCCAGCAAAGUCAGACGUCCUGAUUCAAACCCUGGAAUACCGUGCCCGAGUCCAGGCUGCCGAUGCCGAGGCCACUGCCAAGUCUGGGGUCAAAACGCUCCUGCCUGCACAAACCGUCACGGCAAUUCUCCAGUCCCUGCAGGCAGGCGACUCCAGAGAAUCCAUUGCAAGAUCCUACAACACUACACUUGAAACUAUCGAUAAGCUAAAAGCACUCAGCGUCCCCAGAAUGACCGUAGGGCGCCGCCAGUAG